CAUGUCUGCCUCUUAAAACUUUAAAUUUUUUAUUAUAUGAUAUAUGUGAUAUAGGGAAAGCUACAACAGAAGCAAGGAGAGCACUUGUUGUAUUAUUAUUAAUAGUCGUAAAAAGGGCUAAAUGAGGGCAGAUCGUGGAAUGGAGCUGCCAGAGGAUUUCUGGAUACCGGUCACCCUGGACACCAACAACAUCACAUCACUCAGUCCCUUCUUGGUUCCUCAGGACCACUUGGGGGGCUCGGCCACCUUCUACGCCAUGGCGGGAUUCAUGUUCUUCGUAUUCACGGUUGGCACGAGCAUUAACACCCUCACCAUUGCGUGCACCAUCCAAUACAAGAAGCUCCGUUCCCACCUCAACUACAUCCUGGUGAACUUGGCCAUGGCAAACCUUCUUGUGUCCUGUGUGGGCUCCUUCACUGCGUGCUGCUCCUUUGCAAACAGAUAUUUCAUCUUUGGACCGCUAGCAUGCAAGAUUGAAGGUUUUAUGGCGACGCUUGGCGGCAUGGUAAGCCUGUGGUCUCUCGCUGUGAUAGCUUUUGAAAGAUGGCUGGUCAUCUGCAAGCCACUUGGAAACUUUGUUUUCAAGCCCGACCAUGCUUUAGCUUGUUGUGCAUUCACCUGGGUGUUUGCACUGAUCGCCUCAGUUCCUCCACUGGUCGGAUGGAGUAGGUACAUCCCAGAAGGCCUGCAGUGCUCCUGUGGUCCAGACUGGUACACCACAAACAACAAAUACAACAAUGAAUCCUACGUGAUGUUUCUCUUCUGCUUCUGCUUUGCGGUUCCCUUCGCCACCAUCGUCUUCUGCUACACCCAGCUCCUCAUCACAAUGAAAAUGGCAGCGAAGGCCCAAGCUGAGUCUGCCUCCACCCAGAAAGCAGAGCGGGAGGUGACCAGGAUGGUGGUCCUCAUGGUGAUGGGCUUCCUGGUGUGCUGGUUGCCGUACGCCUCCUUCGCUCUUUGGGUUGUGACUAACCGCGGGCACACGUUCGACCUGAGACUGGCGACGAUACCUUCCUGCCUCUCGAAGGGCUCUGCAGUCUACAACCCUGUUAUCUAUGUUCUCUUCAAUAAACAGUUCCGUUCGUGCAUGAUGACGAUGCUGGGGAUGGGCGGAGUUGAGGAGGAAUCCUCAGCAUCACAAUCAGUGACUGAAGUCUCCAAAGUUGAACCUGCUUAGACAGAACACCGAGACUAAUGCAACUAAUGAUUGUGAAUUAUAAAUAAUAAUGAAUGCACGUGUGUAUAUGCAAUGCUGCUAUUCAAGUAAGAGAUCAUAUAUAAUCUGCAAAGUGAAAAGUAAAUAAAAAAAUACAAACAUGUACUGUAUGGUGUAGGGACCCAGCAAAAUGGGUCCCUACAGCUCUCUCUCUCUCUCUCUCUCUCUCUCUCUCUCUCUCUCUCUCUCACACACACACACACACUUUGUUUGGUUUGUUUAGUUUAGUUAUUUAGUUAGAUUAAUAUUGUGUUUUAAAUCUUUAUU
This is a messenger RNA of Sebastes umbrosus (honeycomb rockfish), 1483 nucleotides long. RefSeq names its product blue-sensitive opsin-like. Gene Ontology annotation, biological process: G protein-coupled receptor signaling pathway; phototransduction; visual perception. Bases 122 to 1177 code for a protein of 351 amino acids. Lineage: Eukaryota; Metazoa; Chordata; Actinopteri; Perciformes; Sebastidae. The record is from RefSeq and is a predicted model, not a curated record. The transcript is spliced from 5 exons. Gene Ontology annotation, cellular component: membrane; photoreceptor outer segment. Gene Ontology annotation, molecular function: G protein-coupled receptor activity.